AUGGCAACAUCGAGGAAGCCUGUUUUUUCAAAUACGAAGAAGAGCACGCCGGUCGAUGACACCGGCGGCAUGCCUGGCGGGGGUGCUGGUCUCCACGAGAUGGCGCCAAGGAACGUCGUUGCAGAUCGCUCCGGAUCAAGCGGUGCCCGAAAACAUGGUCAGAAAGGAAAGGACGAACUAUUUUCAUUCGACAAACAAAACUUGGAUAUGUUCUCGCUUAUGGCGGGGGCAGUGGCCGGAGGCGGGGGACGAGGAAUACGUGGUCUCCCAGGCUCACGGAAGGCUAGACCUCCAAAGCCAUUGCAUCCAGCAUCGAGCGAUCCGGCAGCUCCCAAAGGUACGGAAGGCGCGACCACACCCGUUGCCGGAAGCCUGAGCAAGAUUUUCUCCCCCCAGCCGGCUCAAGCCGCCAUCGCAGAGUCUCUGAGUGUCAACAACGCCACAGGCGGGCAAGAGCACGACGAUGACGGCGCUGGCGAGAAUGAAGGGGCCGUCACCGGUGGCCCCAUCGCCGGCCGACCGACCCAGCCGGCGUUCGUCGUCAGCGGCCUAGCUGCCGUGAUCAAGGAUGUGCUAGCGCAUCCCGGAGGGAAGGCAUCCGGAGAAUCGGCGGCGUUCGUGAGGGUUCUUGCGCAGAUGUCGGCCGAUGCUGUCAAGUCCCCGGGCUCCGCAGGCGACCACAACGUUGGCGGUGGCGGUGAAGCAGCUGGAGGGGACGGCUCAGGAGCGGAUGGGGCAAGCGCCGACCAUGGAGGUGCCGGUGUCGCAGCCAUCGACGACGCUGAGACCUUUCACCUAAAGACGGGAGAUGACGCAAUCAACUUCUUUGCCCAAUACGGAGAAAAUUCUCCGAUCAAGUUCGUACAUCUGGUAAGGGCCAACAAGGGCCACGACUUCCCCCCAUACGAUCUCGUCGUGGUAAACCCGCGCGAGUGCUCGGGCGACUAUUACUUGAUGAGCUCGGCCGGGUUGGUGCACGUAUGCCACGGGGAGCCUAGCGAGUUCACUCCCUUGUCGGAGUGGAUGAGACAGAGCACGAUGUUCAACAUGCUGCAGUCCAUCCGCUUCUUCAAGUGCUACCUGCACUCCAAAUGCUUCAAGCUGUGGAGGGACAAUGUGCGGUACAAGCUCUUCUGCCAGCAGAGAAGGAAGCUGUCUCACCGCCUCUUUCUCGCCAAGGACAGCUUCGCCGGACCUUACGUUGAGCUGAGGCGGCACAUGAUCGACUUGCAGGACAUUGCGCUCCUAGACCUAGACGCGAUGAAGACGUUCGAGCGGGCGCAGUUCAUCGAGCACCAGAACGCCCGGAGAGUCGAAGCAGCGAAGGCGUUGGAAUCGAGCAUGGAAAAGACCUUGCGAAAGAACCUCUUCCUUCCGAAGCGUGCGGCCGAACCGACUGCCAACUCCCCGACGACCCAGGUCGGUGCGGUGGUGCAAAGGGUGUGCGCCCACGUGACGGGCCUUCCAAAAGCGGCGGAAGUGUCGGAGAGUCCACUGGACAAGAUGUUCGGCGGCGUGGGGGACAAGGGAAAGAGCCUGGUCGCUAUGAAGGAGGAGGCGGCCGAGAGGAGACGGAUGCUGCAGAGAGCGGCGGAUGAGGCCGGUGAAUAUUAUUGUCUGUAA
Molecule: messenger RNA, 1623 nt
Organism: Ectocarpus sp. CCAP 1310/34
Lineage: Eukaryota; Phaeophyceae; Ectocarpales; Ectocarpaceae
Source: the annotation of a GenBank genome assembly